Messenger RNA from Chroicocephalus ridibundus (black-headed gull), 1758 nucleotides. RefSeq lists its product as uncharacterized. NCBI's taxonomy places the organism in Eukaryota, Metazoa, Chordata, Aves, Charadriiformes, Laridae. Bases 1 to 930 code for a protein of 309 amino acids. The record is from RefSeq and is a predicted model, not a curated record. The transcript has 6 exons.
AUGGAGCGGCUGCAGGGGCAGGCACUGACCUCCCAUGUAAGAAUCCGGGUUCUCCUGCCCCGUCUCCAUCGGACGUGUGUGAUGGAUACAGGAAUUCAUCUGGCGCUGAAUGACACCUGCCCAGGUCAGACGUUGGUGUUUGAUGCUCCCAAGCUGGGGCAGCCGAAGGUGUCGGGAGUGGAGCGCAUCGUCGCGGCGCCCGCGGGCUCGGACAGCCCAGGCUCGUUCCUGGCGAGCGCUGGGCAGUGUUUAUCACGUUCAAAGGGCUGUCGCUCGCCGCUUACCUGCCAGGCUGCCUUUGCUCUGGCUAAAUGCUGCGAGGUGAAAGGAUCGUGGCGUGGAGUUAUAGAGGAAAAGCUACGACGCAAAAGGGUGGAGGAGGGGAGCUGCCACCGCGGGGGAGACGAAUCCCGAUGGUCCCGAUCCCUCUCCUGCCAGCCGGUGUGUGCCGGGACACGCUCCGCCGGGCGCAGGGAUCGCUCCAUCGGCACGGCGGAUCAAUACGGGGGCCUGCAUGAGGACGCGGUGUUUAAAUCACGGGAGAGACCGUUUAAAUGGGAAAUCACUCUGACUUGGAUCAUUGAGAAAAAUCCGACAAACCGGAGAAGCGGGACACGGCUCGCGGUGAAGCCGGCACGCCGGGACCUCCGACUGGAGAGAGAGUAUUUCGCCAUCUGCCAAAGCUGGAGGGAAGAUUUCUUGCUCGCCGGGCUGGGGAGGAGAGCGGUGGGGUCCCACCGGGGCUGGGAGGGAGACGCACGCGUUUUUCUGUCUCAGGCGCCUGUUUUGUUUGAUACAAACCAAACCAAAUGGUGCCACAGAGAAUGUGUUCUGUCUCUGGGGACGUGGGGUUCUGCUCCUGGCCCAGGCCAGGGGCUUCUGCCCGUCCCACCCACCUCCUCUCCUCCCGUCCAUCAGUCCUCCGUCUGACUUGCCUGGCUCGUCACGCCGCCGUUGGGCUGCGAAGGCGGUGGCCAGCCUUGGCGCCCGCUCCGCGGAGUGUGCCGGGGCAUCUGCGUGUUGCAGCUCUGCCAUCGUGCUCCCGUGGAAGGGGGGGCUGUGCUGCCUGCCUUACCUCCUCCCCCCAGCCCCGUGCCAGCCUUGCUGCGCCCCACGGCCCAUGGCAGUGCCCUGCCGUGGUGGCAGGAGGCACCAAACAGAGGUGGCUUCCCUGUUGCCCUGGUCCUGGUUUUGUCCCCAGUGAAGUCAAACUAGUGCUGGCAAGAUCAGGAGGAGGGUGUUUGCCUGGGUGGAUUCCCGAGGAGAAGCUGGCCAUCGACAGCAACGACGCUUUGGGCAGAAGUUCCACUAAUCUUGGUGUUGCAACGUGUUCCCCGGGGAGCUGGGAGAGGAACCUGCUCAGCCUUGAGGUCGGUGCCCCGCUGCGUCCUGCGCCUUGUCCAUCAGCGGUCUCCCCCAGGCCGACAUGGGAGCUGCGUGCCAGUUCCCAAGAGCUCAUCAGCCCUUCUAGCGAGCGGAGAUGCUGCUGCUCCGCCGGCUUCUCCCUGGAAACCACCUUCAGCUGCUCUGGAGCCAGGAGCUGUGACCCUGCGCGGUGCUGCCGGCUGAGGAACAGCUUGUUUGGUGCCAGCCCCACGCUUCCUCUUUAAAUCCCGCGGCGGUGGCACGGAGCACACGCGUCCCACACAGAACUGCGUCUCCACCGGAGCACUAAACUUGUCACGGCUGUUUACUUACGCUUUUGCACUGUUUGUGUAGUCAGAAGUCUUGAUCUCGUAUUUAUCUUCUCUUAAAACA